CAGAUUUUCCAACAACUAUAUCUGCAACUGCAAUGAUCGGUUCAUCUCAGACUAAAGAAUCAUCUCCAACUAAAGAAUCUCUCAUUUCCAGGGUGGGUGGAGCUUUGCAUAAUGUGUCAGUGCAGAGAGCUGAAUGUACUGGACAGCAGCCUCCGUCCAGGUCUUGCCAUGAUUCUUAUAGAAAAAGACAUGCAGAUGAUCCCCCACAACGGAGUCACUGUAUGACAUCCGUUAGCAGUGGUAUGACUAUAUUGCCUAGAGAAGGAGACACCGCGGCUGCUGAUAGGGUUGAAGCAGCUCAGAUCUUUCUCCCUUCUCACCCAACAAUGGAGGAGUUGAAGAACAUUGUUGCUGCCACAAGAGGUGGAUUUGCAUUGACUGGAAGUGCUGCUGUUGGGCAGAUAGGACCAGCCAUUGGGCACAUGGAUAUUGGGGAGUGCGAGGACUCAUAUCUUUUUCGUGUAUCCCUUCCUGGGGUGAAAAGGGAUGAACGGGAAUUUAGCUGUGAAGUUGAAAACGAUGGGAAAGUAUCGAUAAGGGGUGUGACAACGACAGGGGAGAGAACUGUGUAUGCAGGCAACCAAGUGUUUGAAAUGCAAACACAGAACCUUUGUCCAUCAGGGCACUUCUCCAUUUCUUUUCAGCUGCCUGGUCCUGUUGAUCCUCAACAGUUCUCUGGUAAUUUUGGAAUUGAUGGGAUUCUUGAGGGAAUUGUGAUGAAGAGAGACAAACGAUGAUGAGUAGCUGAACUAACACAUUGUCAUAAACCUUGCUGCUCAAGCUUGAACCAGUAACUAUAAUGUUGGCUAGAAAUGCUAAUUUGCUGAGUUGUAGGAUGGCGAAUUUUCCAGUUUAUAGCAUCUUUCAGUUUUCUUGAGAAUAGAUGACCGAUGACUGAGCUUUAGAUAUUCCAUAACCUCCUGAAACUUUAUAAUGGUGCAAAGCCUACUGAGCAUGAUUUCUGGCUGGCAACCCAUAGAUCAGAGUUGGCAUACAUAGCUUGUAUGAUUGGUCUGUGUUUGGUUCCCCAACUUGGUUGUAUCUGGGUUUGGGCUCUGACCCUGCAGGUUCUUUAGAAAAUCGGUUUGUUUCACAGACAACCAUUAAGAUGAAUGCUAGGUG
Vitis riparia (riverbank grape) is the source of this 1122-nucleotide messenger RNA. Its product is annotated as alpha-crystallin domain-containing protein 22.3-like. The record is from RefSeq and is a predicted model, not a curated record. The coding region runs from base 33 to 737 and encodes 234 amino acids. Gene Ontology annotation, cellular component: nucleus. NCBI's taxonomy places the organism in Eukaryota, Viridiplantae, Streptophyta, Magnoliopsida, Vitales, Vitaceae. The transcript has 2 exons.